AACAACACCAACCCCAACAACAACUCCAACAACAACACCAACACCAACCAUAACAACUACUACAACACAAACUACAACAGCAACACCAACCUCAACAACUACUACACCCCCUAAAACAACAACUCUAACCCCUACAACAACUACAACACCAAUUCCAACAACUACAUCACAAACACCAACAACUUCUACAACACCAACCUCAACAACAACUACCCCAACAACAACUCCUAUAACAACUACAACACCAACUACAACAACGACCACAACACCAACGACCACACCGACCGCUUCAACAAAUACUACACCAACUCCAACAACAAUUACAACACCAACCGCAACAACAACUACAACAACAACUACAACACCAACCCCAACAACAACUACAACACCAACACCUUCAGCAACUACUACACCAACCCCAACAACAACACCUUCCCCCACAACAACUACAACACCAACAACAACACCAACCCCGACAACAACGACAACUCUGACCCCUUCAACAAUUACAACACCAACUCCAACAACAAUUACAACACCAACCGCAACAACAACUACAACACUAACCCCUUCAACAACUACUACAGCAACCCCAACAACAACUACAACCCCAACUGCAACAACAACACCAACAACAACACCUUCCCCUACAACAACUCCAACAACAACUCCAACACCAACCCCAACAACACCAACUACAACUCCUACCUCAACAACAACUACAACUACAAC
This is a messenger RNA of Limanda limanda (common dab), 732 nucleotides long. Its product is annotated as probable serine/threonine-protein kinase clkA. NCBI's taxonomy places the organism in Eukaryota, Metazoa, Chordata, Actinopteri, Pleuronectiformes, Pleuronectidae. The record is from RefSeq and is a predicted model, not a curated record. The transcript has a single exon. The annotation marks the transcript as partial.